This is a messenger RNA of Ylistrum balloti, 519 nucleotides long. Its product is annotated as octapeptide-repeat protein T2-like. NCBI's taxonomy places the organism in Eukaryota, Metazoa, Mollusca, Bivalvia, Pectinida, Pectinidae. The transcript has a single exon. The coding region runs from base 1 to 519 and encodes 172 amino acids. The record is from RefSeq and is a predicted model, not a curated record.
AUGUGUCAAGGGAGAGAGGGAGAGAGGGUAGGUGUCAAGGAAGAGGGUUGUCAAGGGAGAGGGGGAGGUGACAAUGGAGGGGUUGACAAGGGAGAGGGGGUAGUGGGGGAGGGGGAGGUGUCAAAGGAGAGGGGGAAGGAGUCAAGAGUGGAAGUUGUCAAGGGAGAUGGAUUGGCAAGGGAGAGGGAGAGAGGGGAAGGUAUCAAGGGAGGGGGAGAGUUGUCAAGGGAUAGGGUUGUCAAGGGAGAGAGGGAGAGGGGGAGGUGUCAAGGGAGGGGUUGUCAAGGGAGAGAGGGAAGGUGUCAAGGGAGAGGGUCAGAGGGGAGAGGUGUCAAUGGAGGGGGUUGUCUAGGCAGAGGGGGAGAGGUGUCAAUGGAUAGGGUCAGAGGGGAGAGGUGUCAAUGGAGGGGGUUGUCAAGGCAGAGGGGGAGAGGUGUCAAUGGAGAGGGUCAGAGGGGAGAGGUGUCAAUGGAGGGGGUUGUCAAGGCAGAGGGGAUAUAUGUGUGUGUGCCGGGUUGA